CUUCCUCCAACCUGUUCAAGCUCCUCCCUCUCUCUCCCUCUCUCUCUCAUCUAUAACUCCUACUGCUAAUUCUUGUUACCAUCACCAUCACCCUCAUUUUCUUUUUAUUUUUUGCCAAACAGUAUCUCUGUUUCUUGUGUAAAUUCAAAGCGAAGGCAAAAUAUAGAAACUUUUACUAGACAUGGGAAAGGAAUGGUAUUACUGGGGUGGUGGAAAAACCUCCAAGAAAGGUGGUGGUGGUGGUGGUGAAGGUGGAAGAGAAGGAGAGAAAGAUAGCGCUAAUUUACCUACUGGUUGCAUGUGCGCUGUUUUCCAGUUGUUUGAUUUCCAUCAUCAGUUUCAGUUUCCUUUAAACCAUGAACAACAGUCUUCUAAUUUACUUCAGCCCAACUCUUUCCUUCCUCUUGAGGAUCCUCCUAUCCCUAAAGGUUUUGAAGCACCAAGGAAUAGCUUGGAAUUGGAAGAGGAGGAGCCUUCAUUGCCAUCAUCAAAAGAUGAAAAUUUUUAUAUCCCUAUGGGCAUUCAAAUCAAAACAAAACGAGUUCCAAAUGAUUCAUCUUCAUCAGAAAUCAGCUCUUCACCGGGGACCAAGACACCAAAUUUGGUAGCUAGACUUAUGGGUCUUGAUCUUCUUCCUGAUCAUCUUACCUACUCACCAAGCCACUCUUCUUCAUCAACUCUAGGCACACCAAACCUUCCACCAAAAUCCCAUUUUCAGUACCACCAUUGCAGACCUCAACAACCACCUCACCAUAGCAAAAGAAGUAGCCCCCGAAGUUGUACUCUGGACCAUGAUUUUUCAGGCACUCGUUCUUUGCCUGAGACACCAAGAAUAUCAUCAGCUAGAAGAUCAGAUGUAGAACACCGUUUGUCACUUCAAAUCAACAAAGAAAAUGCAGGUGAAGACUUAGUUCUCCCUCGUUUCUCAUCUUUGAAAAGAAAAGAGCUGAAAGUUGAAGAUGAGAAUAGAAGUCCAGGCCACUUUGCAAGGCAAAUUGUGAAGCAAGUUAAAGAAAGUGUAAGCAGGAAAGCUGGCUUGGAUAUUACAAACACAGUAAUGAAUAGAGAGCAAACAAGAAGAAGAGAUCAAGAGCUUGAGCUUGUUAGCCAAUACAAGUCCAAGAAAACUCUCUCCAAAGCUCCAAGUACCACCAAAACGGUUGGUGCUUCAGGUAAUAGUCCAGGCAAGCAUUCUGUGAACACAACUUCUUUCUCACCAAGACUGAAAUUCUUAGAACCCAAAAACAAGCCAAUCACAACUCUACCUUGCAAGGACCACAAUAAUAUUUCUAAUUCUCAAAAAACCCCAUCACUUCUGUCACAAAAUACCAAACCUUCAACAAAGCCAGAUUUGCCUAAGGUCCUGCAGGAUCAACACCAGCACCAGCAGAGACCUUUCAAGAAGUGCAACAAAGUGACUGAAGAAAAAUUUGGUCCACCACCACCAAGAUUCGUCAAGAAACCUCUAAAAACAUCACAUAUUAUCAGAACCAAGCAAGAAGAGCCAUUUGUCAGUUCAACAUCAGCUAGAGAAACCACUAUUCCUGACAAGAAAUGCAAGAAAACCCCAUUAUCAAAUGACCUUAACAUCUCUCUCCUAACUCUCCUUCCUGUCAAGAAAGACCCUACUCCUCCUGCUACAAAAAUCCCUCAAAAACAGGUAUCAAAUGCUGCUCAAGAAUCGAAAUGGUGCUCACAGUUAUCUAGUUGUUCGAGCCAGUCGUACAAACAACCACAAGCGACGCGUAGGCUCGAUGCCCGAGAAAACAACAAUGAUGAUAGGUCUCAUAACGGUGUCGCCACCAAUAUCAUCACCACCGGAGAUGGAGCCGCACAAGAAGAAUAUGAGUACAUUAGUAGAAUACUAAAACGUACUGGCAUAGACAAAGAUACCCCAGUGUCUUUUACUAGGUGGUUUUCUCCUUCUCAUCCUCUGGACCCUUCAACUUUUUACUACCUGGAACAUUUUACCACACCAGUCUCUACUACCACCUGCCAAGCUCGUCAAGCCAUGGACCGUCGAUGCAAUCGAAAAUUAUUGUUCAAUCUUGUUGACGAAAUUUUGGUCGACAUCUUACGUCCAUACAUCAACGUUAGUAGUACUAGAUUUGGCUUAUGUACUCGGAAUUUUCUCCUUAGUCACAUGAAUGGGUCGCAUUUGGUUCACAUGUUAUGUACAAAGCUUAGGAGCUUCCCUUGCGCUGACUGUCAUGACCUCGAAGACAUUGAUGGGUUAAUAGACAAAGACCUGCCCCAGUUGAUGAAGGAGCAAAGUGAGAUUGCAUUUGGAGAAGAAGGAGAAGGGAUCGUGAUGGAAAUAGAGAAAGAGAUUGUGGAAACAUUAAUCCAUGAAACGGCUUGGAUUUUUUAUAGACAUUGAAGUGGCGGCAUAACCAUAACGUAUACAUUUGACUAGAGCAGUCGGGGUUGCUCUAGUCAUGGAAGAGAGACAAGAGAGCAGAAGGAUCACAUGGGUUAUUCACGUGAGGAGAUGCUAUGUGUUAAGGGGUGAUAAUGUGGGGUGUCCAAACUCAAGAUUGGGACUUGUAAAGAAGAGGUUUGGGGUCUACACGUGGAGAUAUAAACUCUUUCUCCGACAACAACACACUUGCUAUCUCAUUGAGUCUUAAAAGAAAACAACUAUUGACAGAGGAAUCCAUUCCCCUCUCUCUCUCUCCCCCCCCCCCCCCCCCCUCCAUCUAGCUUUGUAAAAGUAUAUAUAGUGAAUAGUGUAUCACCUUUUUUUUCUUUAUUUGUUGUCGUUCUUUUUAAUCUUAGUGAUAUAUCCAGUUACGGUUUUUGUAGUCAGCUCUGUAUUAAUUCAGAUUGUCGUCUGAUGGAUCAUCAUGAUGUGCAUGAUUAUUAAGUUUCUUUCACUCUUAGUGAUCUA
This is a messenger RNA of Populus nigra (black poplar), 2890 nucleotides long. RefSeq lists its product as uncharacterized. Lineage: Eukaryota; Viridiplantae; Streptophyta; Magnoliopsida; Malpighiales; Salicaceae. The record is from RefSeq and is a predicted model, not a curated record. The transcript has 4 exons. Bases 182 to 2380 code for a protein of 732 amino acids.